GGCAAGGCUUAAUUUUCUCUGCUGUGACCUCAGUUUCUCUAAUACAGCUACUGAGCUAUUUUUGUAGAUGAUUCAGGCUGAAGGCUCUUGUACAGUACAUACUCUCUCUGCACUGUAGCCGCAUCUAAAACACCGAGUGGCGGUUAUUCUAUUGUGUUUUGUUGCUUUUUGUUCUAUUCUAUUGUUUUCUAUCUACUCCACUUUAUUCUAUUCUGAUUCGUUCUGUCUCGCCUCUCCUCUCCUCUUCCGUAUUAUUUUUUUUAUCUGUUCUAUUCUAUUACAUCUGAAAAGCCUUAACCUCCUUUGAAUGGAGUCACUUAGUUUUCAGCCUUCUGUUAAUGGGAUGUUAAAUGUUAAUUUCUCCUGCUCACUAAUUUAUUGACCUUUUGCAUUUAAAGAUUUCCACCCUCAGUAAACCCUGAUAUUUUUAAGGCUACUGAACGUCCAAUAAAUUCUGUUUGAAUUGACAUAAAAAUAUAUUCAUGCGUGCAAAGACAAAAAGUAAGUAUAAAAGAUAAGAGACAGCCCACAGAAGCACAUAAGCAUUGAAAAUCAAAACUGUUUUGGGGUAAAAUGGAAAUGAGCACCAAUCCAAACAACAAAAAGCAUAAUUAUUGUUAGAACAGAUAAUGUUGCAGGAUUUUGAUUAUCUUCACCCCUGCAGUCUACAGCUUAAUGUCCAAAUUCAGGACAACUGUAAACAACACUAGAUUCUUUUCAGAGGUAGACUCACUGAGGGAUAAAGGCUAAUUUCAUAUUUUUCAUAGUUAUACUUCCUCUAGAAAUUAUCCAUAAGAGAAGCUGUCCUAGAAAUCAUAGCACAGCACAGAAAAUUGCACUGUGUAUUACUCAUAUUGUUAAUCUCUCACCAAUGCAGGGUACAUAAUUGUACCAAAUGACGAUGUAUAAGAUACAGCGCUGGAGGGAUCUGAACAAACACCAUCCAGUAUGUGUUCUGGCUGUGUGAUGCCGGAGAGGGAAUUGUUAAUGAGCAUGCCAACAACAACAAGCAGCUUCUGUAUAAUUUCUCUCAAGGCUAAUCUCUUGCAGAAGUCUGCUUGGCAUCAUGAACUAUGAGCUGCACAUUGACCAACUCAAAGCUGCUGCUAGCCUACAUGCCCCGAAGGAGCAGAAACUUCAGGUUGGCUGCAUAUGCAUCUGAUGCCAAACUCGCACACGAUGGAGUUGCUGAAGGGAGCGCCUGCCUCUUGGAGGACAUGCAGCAGUUGAUACUGAUGCCUCUUCCCAAUGUUGCCAUUCUGGGGCAGGACCCCCUAACAGAGGCGGCCGUGGAGGAGCUCAGGCGACUGCUGCUGCUCUUGCUAGGAUGUGCGGUGCAGUGUGAGAGGAAGGAGACGUUCAUUCAGCAGAUCCAGUCUCUGGACAUUGAGACCCAGGCAGCUAUUGCCAGCUGUAUCCAGCAGGUGACUCAGGAUCCUCGCGUGGUGCUGCCGCUUCGGUGGGAGGAGCUGGUAGAGGCUGAAGGUGCAGACUUGCAGCUGGUGUUCGGCUCCAUGGCCAAACAGAUCCAAAGCCUGCUGGCACAGAGAGACUCACACCUGGAGAGGAUGGCAGAGCUGUGUCGGGAGCGGGAGGGCCAGGCUGACUCAACCACGGCGCUCCUGGGUGGUCACAGCGAGGAGCCACCCCAAGGUCUGGCACUCCAGCUGGCAGACAACAAGGCCAAACUCCGCCGCCUUAAACAACAACUGGAAGAUAAAGGUGACCAGAUAUUGGAUUACAAGCAGGAGAUUCAAACCAUGGAGGAACAGCUCAAGAAACUUCAGAAAGAGAACCGUACUCUGCAGGGUGAGGUGAGGGGCAUGCGUGCACUGCGGGAUGAGCUGGACUGCGCCCGAGAGCGAGCUACACGGUCCGAGCAGCUCCAGACUGAGCUUCAGAGCUGUAAACACAGAUUGCGCAGCCUGGAGCUCACACGCACUCAGCUGAAGGAGCAACAGCAGCUGUGUGCAGCGCUGCAAGAGACCAAAGCACUUCUGGAAGCACAGCUGGCAGACGCACGGGCACGCUGCUCCUCACUAAGGGAGCUUGAGAGGGACAAUCUUCUGCUGCGUCAGCGAAUCAUGGAAGUGGAAGCGGAGCGGGACACCGAGAGGCAACGAGUUGAUGAGCUGCUGGAGAUGAACAUGAGCCUGGAGGUGGGCCUGAGGCACGGCGACAGCAUUCCCGCUCGGGCUCACCGGCAUUUCCUCCAAUCAGAACUGGACUCUGACGAGGAGCUGAGCGAGCUGAUUGAUCAGAAGCCGCUGAGUGUGGAAGUAGGCGAGGCUUCGGCGCUGAGGCUGCUGGGAGCGGAGCAGGAGAACGCGGAGCUGAAGAGACGGCUGGAGGAGCUGCAGGCCCAGCAGGAGGCUGAUGCUCCAGAUGCAAAGGACGAGCUGGCUUGCCUGGAGGUGGAGCACCAGAACACACUCAGAGAGUUUCAAAACUUGAAGAAUGAAAAUGACACUUUGAAGCAGCGCCUGGAACAGCUGGUGACCAAACUGCAUCACCUGGAAGACAAGAGGAAGGAGAAGCGAGUGAAUAUGCCCGUCAGAGAGGAGGAGGUGGAAGAGAAGGUGGACAGAGGAUUGCAGGGCUCUGAAUCCUGCAGGGGAGAAGGGGAAGGAAGGGUGAGAGUGAUGGAGGCUAGGGAGAGGAGAGGAGAAAUCAUUGGGACACAUAGGGAAGCAGGAGUAGGGGAAGAGGUCCUCCAUAUUCAAGGGGGGAAAGGAGAACCAUGUGAUGAGGAGGAGUCCAAAAGGAGAGGAGAGGCAGAGGGAGGGCAGAAAGACAGAGAGAAACAGGAGAAAGAAAGAGAAAUAAAGAAAGACCAGACUACAGUAACAACAACCUCAGAGAUCCCGAAGCAUCCAAACAGCGUGGAAGAUAACACAGCGACCACAGCUGCAGACCAGGCAGUGUGUUCCCUCUCUGGUCCCGAUGUGGAGCUGCUGACGAACCGGCUCCAGGAGGCCCAGGAGGAGGCUGACAGACAGGCGAUGGUGGCCCAGGACCUGCGCUCCAAGCUGGGAGAGCAGAGCAAGAAAACCUGGGAGGCUGAGCAGAGGCUGGUGGUCCUAGAGGCUGAGCUGCAGCAUCUGAAGAAAGCUGCAGAGAGUCUGGGAGAUGCCCGUAGGCAGAUAGAGGCUCUCCAGGCGGAAGGUCUGGCUAUGGAGGAGGAGCUGUGCCGCCUGCGGAGCCAAGCGGAGCUGCACAGGAUGCAGACCACGGUCAUCGCCACCCUGGAGGGAGAACGGGCUGCGCUGGAGAGAGACAGGGACACGCUACGCAGCACCGUGGACGCCAUGCGCACCGCCCAGCGCAAGGGAGACCAGUUAGAGCUCACCAUCCAGACUCUCAGGGCGGAGCUGGAACGUCAAGGUCGGAGUCUGGAGACCUCUCGUCGUCGGGAGGUGGAGCUGGAGGCAGAGCUCCGCGAGGCCACCUUGGAGGCCGAGUCUCUGGCCCGUUCGCGAGACCAGGGCCUGCUGGAGGCCUCGAGGCUGGAGCAGGAGAAGGAGGUGUGUCAGUCGGAGCUGGACAGCCAACGGAAGGAGGGGAGGCAGAGAGAAAGGGAGGCGGCGAGGCUGAGGCAGCAGCUGGAGAGCACGACCCUCGCCCUGGAGCACAGCAACCAGAGAGCUCGGUCUCUGGACGCCGAACACAGAUGUGUGUGUCAGCAGCUGUCUGAAUCCAAGGAACUCUGCACUCGGCUGCAGGACCUGGAGAAAGAGCUCAGCAGUCAAUUAACCAGCAUGGAAAAGGGUAAACAGCAGCUGCAGGAGCAGUACGCAGACGCUCAGGCCAAGAUUAGCUCACUGUCCCAGGACCUAUCCAAUGAGCAGGCACGUUCUCAGGAACUCUCCGUCGAAGUCCAACGUCUGAGCCAGGAACUACAAAAAGCGGAGACCGAACUAAAGGCGACAACCGAUUCUCUCGACCAAUCACGGGAGAGAAUAGAGUCGCUCUCCCUGUGCCUUAAGAAGAGCGAAUCUCUCCUCCAGCUGGAAACGAGAAGAGGAAGUGCGGAGGUGGACGCGCCGUCUAAUUCAGACUCCUCAAACAAAACGCACAUUUGUCAGACAAACACUCGGGAGACGUCACAUCUGGAUCAAUCCCCUGACGCUGGCAAAGGUCGUGACCUUUCUGUGACCCCAGGAGAGUCAGAGAGGCAGCUGAGUGAGAGGCUGAUAGAGCUGGAGAAAGAGAAAGCGGUGGUGGUAGCAGGACAGGAGGCUCUGCUGUCGCGCCUGUCCCAGUCCCAGGAGGCCUGUGAGCACCUUCAGGAGCAGGUGGAAGCACUGCGCCGGCACUCGCUCAGCCUGCAGGACUCCUGCACCAGACUACAGACGCUCAACACCCAGCUUCAGGUGGAGCAAGCAUCCCUGAGCUCCCAGCAUGCAGCAGUGCUGGCCCGCAGCAGUGAGAGCGAGGCCCGGUGUGCGGCUCUGGAGGCCGAGUCCAAGGUGUGGGCACGGGAGCGGGAGGAGUCAGUGGCCAGGAUGGAGGCUCUGAGGCGGGACCACGAGCGGAUGACGGCGCUGCAGCAGCGGCAGGAGGUGGAGCUGGAGGAGCUGCUGGACAAACACUCUCAGCUGAGGAGCAACAACCGCAGCCUGGAGGCCCAGCACAGGGAGUUGGAGUCCAGGUACAAGGAGCUCCUGGACGGUAAAGCCCAGCUGGAGGAGAAAGAGCGGGAGAUGAAGCUGGAGAGAGAGGAGAUGGAGGCAGAGACCCAGAGGAGGCUGGAGAGUCAACGAGAGCUGGAGAGGUUGAAAGAAGACAACGAGAGGCUGCAGGCCCAGCAGAAGGAGUGGUUGGCGUUGCAGGCGGAGCUGCUGGCUCAGGGCUCGGUGCUGAGGGGGGAGCUGAGCGCUUCCCAGCUGGAGCGGACUCGACUGGAGGGGGAGCUCAGCGCCCUGAGGGAAACCAACCAGAGCUUGGACCUCAGCAGCGCUCGCCUCACCAGCCAGUACCAGCUGUUGACCCAGUUGAAGGGGAACAUGGAAGAGGAGAAUCGACAGUUAGCGGAGCAGAACCAGAGUCUGCUGAAGGAGAACCGGGCCUUACUGGAGCAGAGCCUGGAGCGCCGUGACCAGCACUAUUCACAGCAGAGGGAGUACCAGGAGAAGCUGAGCGAGCUCCGUCGGGAGAAGCAGAAGCUGGUGGAGAAGAUCAUGGAUCAGUAUAGAGUCCUCGAGCCAAGCAUGCAACCUCCAGCCAGCAAGGCCAAGAAAUCUAACUGGAUUGCAGACAGGAUGAAGAAGCUAAUCAAACCCCGGGGAGGAGGAAGAGAGGGACGCGCCCUCUUCACCGCCGCGGGCAGCGUGGAAAACCUGGCCGACAGCGCUGAAUUUACAUCAGACACACACGCGCCUCACCCUGACCCCCGCAGUGCUCCAGUCUCUCCCUCUCCCAUGAGAAAAGCAGAGCCAGACAUCUCGGUUCCCGGGACUCCAGCCACGCGCUCCGGCUCCGGGGGCCGUCGGAAGCUGGGAUCCCGUCAUGGUUGGGGGCUUGGGUUGGCCAGAGGGGGCUCUGGGGUUUCCCAAUCAUUCAGUCCCGGUGACCACAAAACACCGCCCCGCCUGCGGCUGCGCUCGAGCCAGAACACCUCCUCUGUCCUCUGGGAAGGAGAGAGAGGCGAAGCAAGCGCACCCCAGGCGGCAGACGCACCACUUACCAGUCAGGAGAGCAUCGAGGAGGAUGAAGGCAGAGACAAUCAACACUCCAGCGACGACAACGCAACGGCCUGAGAACGAACUGCAGUCGGCUCUCAAUUAAAAAGAAGAAACCUUUUAUAUUCUGUGCUCCUGGCAAACUGUUUUGAUGCUUUUUAUACGUCUGACUAUUUUAAAUAUGAGAUCCUUCUAGUAUUUUUGAAUACAUGAAUGAAUAAAUCCUUCUGUCAAUGAUUUCCAGUGUUCCUCAGU
Chelmon rostratus (copperband butterflyfish) is the source of this 5936-nucleotide messenger RNA. RefSeq names its product coiled-coil domain containing 88B (gene ccdc88b). The transcript has 26 exons. Gene Ontology annotation, molecular function: microtubule binding; dynein light intermediate chain binding. Gene Ontology annotation, cellular component: cytoplasm; centrosome. NCBI's taxonomy places the organism in Eukaryota, Metazoa, Chordata, Actinopteri, Chaetodontiformes, Chaetodontidae. Gene Ontology annotation, biological process: cytoplasmic microtubule organization; cytoskeleton-dependent intracellular transport. The record is from RefSeq and is a predicted model, not a curated record. The coding region runs from base 1074 to 5759 and encodes 1561 amino acids.